AUGGGGAAGCGGGGUGCUGGCAGCAAAGCACCAGUUGCAGUGUCUGCUGAUGUGCUAGCAUUGGUGGAGAGAGCCAAGCAUCUGCAGGGAAAGGCAACGAAGCCAGCUGCAGAGACGCCUCGCAUGAAAGCCCCCGUCGCAACGCCGGCUCGCACGAAAAUCAAGGUGCCGGAAGUGAAGGAAACCAUGGACCCCGAGGCCACGCAGAUCGAGCCCACCCAGGUCGAGUCCGAGAUGGAACUUGAUCCUGCCCCAGCUGCUGAUAGCUGCAAGCCGAGCCCAAUGAGUGCAACCAGCACGCCGCACAAGUCACCGGAUUUGAAACGAAUGAAGCCCGGUAUGAGCUGCGAAAGCCUUUCUAGCUCGGUCCCGUCCCUCCCAAGCUUCAGCGGCAGCGAACGCCGGCCGCACCACUCUGAUUCUGCGACAACUCUCAUCUUGCCGGGUUACUUCGACAAGUUGAAGAUUGGAGAAGGUUCACAGGAUCUGAGUGGCAUCGUGGAGGCCCUCACGGCAAUGGUGGAUGAUGCCAAGCCAGCAGAGCGAAAAGACACCUUGGAUGAUGUCGUUGCAGCAGCAAUGAACGAGCCCGUGGAUGCACCGUCAUCAGAGGCACCGCCCACCGCAGAAGUCCAUGCAGAGAUCCCGUCAUCAGAGCCACCGCCCGCCGCAGAAGCCCAUGCAGAAAUCCCGUCAUCAGAGCCUACAGAAGCCCAUGCAGAAAUCCCGUCAUCAGAGCCUACAGAAGCCCAUGCAGAAAUCAUCCCGUCAUCAGAGGCUACAAAAGCCCCUGCAGAAAUCCGGUCAUCAGAGGCUACAGAAGCCCCUGCAGAAAUCCCGUCAUCAGAGCCUACAGCUAUAGCUAUUGCUCCUGCACCAGGCCCGGUUUCUAGAGCCACCACUAGGGAGCUGGAUUAUGAUCUGGAACGGCUCAUGGCUUUCGAAGAAGCCACAGCAGCUACGCAGCGAGCAGAGGAAGCAGAGCACAUGCAGGAGGCCGUGAACAGGCUUGUUAAGGCCAUGCUGAAGAAGGGCAGCCUUUCGGCAGAGAAGUCUGCCAAGAUCCAAGCAGUGCUGGGGCGACGAGAUUCAAUCGAUGAUAUCGCUCAUCUCGCAGCAGACCUAGAGCAGCAAGCUGAUGCAGAUGCCCAGCUCGUUCUUCCUCACCCGGCAGCUGCCGGCUCGCAGGAGAAGCCCCCACCCAUGGCUGCGACCCCGCCGCCCACAGCAGCGGCAAAAGCUCCCAGUCCGACCCCGGCCCCGACAGACACGAAGAGUGCACGCGAAGACGUGACAGCGCCACCGCCACCAUGCAAAGCAGAGCCACAGCAGGCAAGCCAAGACGAAAAGAGCCCCGAGGAGAUUGAAGCUGAGUGGCAGGCAAAGGAGCGAAAGAGGCUAGCACACAACAGCUAUAUGCGGUAUGGCCGAUCCCUUCGCAACUCGAGCUGCAGCAACAAUUGCCCACCCGAGAUCUACAACAAGGUCUUCACCGCCGAUGGAAAAUCCAGUGCUAUGGCCGCCUCAGUGUUAGGAGGAACCAAAAUCAUGAGACAUUUCUACGAGAUGUAUGUCAGUGCCAAUGAAAACUGGCUCCAGAGCUCAGUGAUGGUCAACAUCCGGAAUUCCUCUAAGGGAAAGAAGACCGGCAAGUAUGUAUGGAAGCAAUGGCAAAAGCUGGCCGAGGAGUGUUUUAGCUGCAAAAGGCAUGGGGAAGACAUCGCCAAUGGCAUCGCCGAGAACAAGAAAAAGGAAGACCCGGCGGGGUCGGGACGGUGGUGGAUGAAGCACCCCGAUGUCGACAAGAAGGAGUACGAGCUGUAUAAGGUCUUCGACUCGAAAGUUGAGUUGAGGGAGGAUGAAGAGGAGUUCGACUUCACCUUGGGAUUCGAGAUGCAGUUGGAUGGGCCAGGGACAAGGUCCGAGUGCAUGAAUGGCCCGCCGCUGGUCGCAGAGCCUGGGCAGAGCUCGAGGGCUUUGCCGAAUCCGGGCUCAAAUGCCGGUGGCUCGAACACCAACAAUCCGGGCGGUGCUUUCGCUGAUGCACUCAUCCUUGACAUUGCCCCAGCGAUUGUCAAAAUGAAGGAAGCUUACAGCAAUCUUCAGCAAAGCAUGACCAAGGGCCUCCCAGACGAGCAGCUUCAGCCGAUUUGUGAUGCUAUGGUUGCAGCAAGCAAAGACUACGACGAGAAGUACAAGACCUUGAAACGAGCCUGCCCUUCCAAGGCGAAGCCAAAGGCGGCCAAGGGGCAAGCCGCUCCCGCGACGCCGACGGUGUAG
Symbiodinium necroappetens is the source of this 2280-nucleotide messenger RNA. NCBI's taxonomy places the organism in Eukaryota, Dinophyceae, Suessiales, Symbiodiniaceae. The record is from the annotation of a GenBank genome assembly.